This is a messenger RNA of Kluyveromyces marxianus DMKU3-1042, 831 nucleotides long. It is a transcript of the gene MND2, whose product is annotated as Mnd2p. The transcript has a single exon. NCBI's taxonomy places the organism in Eukaryota, Fungi, Ascomycota, Saccharomycetes, Saccharomycetales, Saccharomycetaceae. Gene Ontology annotation, biological process: anaphase-promoting complex-dependent catabolic process. The coding region runs from base 1 to 831 and encodes 276 amino acids. The record is from RefSeq and is a predicted model, not a curated record. Gene Ontology annotation, cellular component: anaphase-promoting complex.
AUGGCGCUUGAUGAGUUUUUAUAUGGGUUGCGAUCAUUUAAACAGCCUUCGGAACAGUCUAGCUUUCGAGACUUGCCGUUAAUCGAUAAUCUACGACAAGAACUGGUCAAGAGCAAGACGAAUAAAAAGGGCAAGAGCAGUGUUUUCAGCGUUGGAAAGAACAAUAAUAGGAAGCGUUCGAAGCCCGAGAAGUCAUUGAUACCACUUGCAGCGUAUACGUGUCAUAGUGAGAAGCCUAUUAUUGUGGGGAAUAGCUGUGCUGACACAAAUGCUAUCAACAUUCUCAAUAAGACGACACUAAUGCUGAUAGGGACGCUUGGGCAUAAUAGUCUCCGUCCCAUCGGGAUUGACAAGACGUUGAAAGAGCUUGAAGAUUCGGAUACGCAUGAGCGUGAUCAGCCGGCUGGGCCUAGAAAUGGUGAUCAUAUUUCUGGUUCUGUGCAGCGACAUAAUGUGUAUCAGCAAUCCUCUUCUUUUAUCAUACAAGGCGAUCAUUCGCACCUGCAUAACGUGCUGGCUAACGAUGCUGGGGAUCCAUCGGAGGAAGAAGCGGACCAGAGCUACGAUUAUGACGCUUAUGAGCAAGAGAAUGAGUCGAUGGUAGAGCGGGUCCGCGAAACGUAUGUGGAAAACUCACAGUUGAUUGAUGCGUCGUAUGUGCAAAGGUCUAGAAGAGCCGAUGAUGCUCCGCCUCUCAUGCAUGACAACGAUGACUCUGGGCAUGAAUCACCUUCGCUUACCAUCUCGGAGGCCGUCGAGGCCGGGGCGCAAGGUUCCCGUAUAUCAAGUCUAACGGAAAGACUAACGGCAGCGAUGAAUGAAGAGUUAUGA